CCCACUUCAUUUGAUUACCAUCCAAUAUUCUCCCACCUAAGACUUGCCGCAGAUAAAUGAGGUAAACAAGUUAAUAACACCCAUCUUUUGUAAAAUCCUAGGUACAAAGUAAGACUAUACUCUAGAGAGACAGAGUACAUCUGCAGAGAAAAUUUCUUUAUCUUUUUAUUUUCUUAUUUUAGUAAUAGUCAAAUAAUCCAAAAUUUUUAUUUUUGUUCAUGUUGGAGUUUUGGGUUAUUUUAAAUUUUCUGUUUCCAUUUCCAUAAUAUUAAAUUUUGCAAUUUAUGUAAAUAAUCCAAGAAAAAAAUGUUGGGUACAAAAAAUGAUGCAAGAAUUCCAGAAACAGUGAUUGGAAUACCAGAAGUCGCACCAGAUUUACAGGAAGAAAGUGUUGUUAGAAAUUCUGAAAAUAGAUCCAGUGAUUCAGGGGAGAGUUGUGCAACUGGAGUUAUUACUGAAACAAAUUAUUUUAAUAAAAAUAAAUCAUGGGUUGUUGAUAUAAAAUGUGGGGAUGAAGAAAUUUGUGAUGAAAAAGUUUGUAGAAUAUGUCAUUUAAAUUCUGAACAGCCCUGGAAGUUAGCUUUUUUUGCAGCAAAAACUGAUCUUAUAGUGCUUGGAUGUGGAUGCAAAGGUGAACUUAGUGUUUCACAUUCUUAUUGUGCUGAGGCUUGGUUCAAGCUCAAAGGAAAUAGGGUCUGUGAAAUAUGUGGAGAGAUAGCAAAUAAUGUAAGAGGGGUGGGGAACGAGAGCUUCAUGGAAGAAUGGAAAGAUGGAAGAACCAAUGGCAACGCCGGUGACUCGUCCGACACCAAUGCUGAAGGUUGUUGGCAUGGACAACCCUUGUGCAACUUCCUUAUGGCCUGUUUGGUUAUCGCCUUUGUACUGCCCUGGUUUUUCCGUAUCAACAUGUUUUGAUAGGAAAAACCUACAUUUUGUUCUUCUCCGUUUAAUAAAUCUAGUUGAGCUUCUUGUAAUUUUAAUUGUAUAGUGAUGUAUAUUAUAUUACAUUUAUUUGAACUGACCAUUAGUUUUGGGCGCACAAGCAAUGAAUGGGGCCGUUGGGCGCUUUGAUAUGAAGUUGUCGUCUGAACGAGCCUCUUAGAACACCGUUGGCGCUUUAAUAAGGCUCAUCUGGUCGAUGUGAGUUUUAAUGUCUUUAUAUUUCUUUUUUUUGUUUGUUUUCUUUGAUUUUUUUAAAAACGUAUCAUAUUUAAAGGUUUAUGCAUGUGUCAAAGCCUAACUUGUACUUCGAGGAUCGAGCCCUUGCGUCUUAAGAUACCUCGCAUCUUUUAAAACUAAGAUUAUGAUUAUCCGAACCAAGUUGAGAUGGUCUACAAAGAACUUAUCUUGUACCAUGCUCAAUAACUCUUCUAUUGAGUUGUUGCCAAUGUCAAAUUAUCAGAUAGGUUGUUUAGAUCAACUGCAUUGUUAUGGUAUCACAUCAUGGAUUACAUUUGGAAUCAGCAUAUAAACAAAGUAUGUAAAGAUGGGCAAUUUUGCAAAUUGAUUAUUGCUAUGUGGAUUAUUUCAAGCAUAUUUUUGGCAAUAUGAAGCAAUUGGUAUGUAAAAACUAAAUAGGACAAUUGGUAUGUAAAAACUUGAGAAUCAAAUAUAUUUAUAUUUUAUAGUCGGUCUUCUGAGAGACCGUCUUUUUGAAAGACCUCUUUUAGGCCCAAUCCAUUAAAGCUUAAUACCUACUCAUACUCUGCAUUUUCUUUUAUGAGCCAACCAAACCAAAAAUAAUCUCACAAGAAUUUGUGAUUAUGGUAAUAGCUAUUUUGAGGAUUGAUGUUGGAAUCUCAGGAUGUGUCCUACAUGCUUUAUAUUCGUUUUUAUACACCCUCCAUCUCAGCACAAAUUUGUAUCCCAUUUUUCUUAUUACGUCACUUCACCAUAAGUGUUUCAUUUUCAUAUUUUAAAAACAAUUUGUGGUCGUUUGAGCCCCACAAGCUUCCUCGACAUUCAUUUCUAUCCCUUAUUCGUAAAAUUUGUUUGAAAGAUACUUCGCCUAUCUCACCGGUGAAGUACUAAGUUGCGAAUCCUGCAUGUUAUGGGUUAUAUGUAUGUAUGUGUUUUAUCAUGUCAAGAAAUGAACAUGAACAUAAAAACAAGAUACAUUCCUAAAAAACAGGGUAAUACAUUAUGAUGUCGACCUAAAAAGAAUGCACCAAUACUGGACCAUCUCAACAAAUGAGCAUCAAUGCAUCCCCACAGUCCACAACAAUACAUUAGAUUUCAUUAUCAGAGUAUUAAUGGAUCACAAUGGAAAGUACUGGAAUGAGAAGUAAAUAUUUGUCCAUAACAAAUUAAUAGUGUAUGAAGUAAAGGACAGAACAGAAGAAAACUCCAUAUAACACCUACAACAAGAGAUCUACUUAUAGGGUUAACUUUGAAAUGAAAAUACAUGAACCAUAGGGGACAAGUCAAUAGUUAAGGACCACUGUGAUAUAAUUUGCCCUUUGCCAAUUAAUUUGCUUUUUAGUGAUUCAUUUAAAAUGACCCAAAAACAUUAUAAUUUAUUUUUCUUGAUUUGUGAUCGAUGAGGAGAUUAGCAAUUAUAUGACAUGGUUAUAGACACUUACCUAGGACUUUAAUAGGUGUACACGCUCACUCUUUUUUAGUUUGGAAUAACCUUAGAGUCCUCUUUCCUUGGCAAGCUCUUUUAGCUCACUAAACUUUAUGUCUUCAAUUUUUGGCUAAUUGUCUGAUAUUUUAUUUACCCAAUGCCAUUAGUGGCUACGGAGUUUGAGGAUUGGAUGCUGAUAACAUUUUUCCUUAAGCUUUUACGGUCAAUGUAACAUUUUAGUUGCACAUUAAUGGUCCAUGCUGAUAAUAUGGAAUUUCAAGUCAUGUGAUGAAAGAAAAAUGAGAAAGAAAGAUAGAGAGUCAAAAUUUUACCAGCAAAAAUGAAGAAUAAUAAUUACCACUAAAAAUUAAUGGGUCUAGAUUCGAGUAUAGUCAGACGUGAUCCAAACCACUUAGACUUGUCCCAAACCUCAAUGCUAAUAUAAGUGACUUCCACUUAGGGUGGGAGCUAGAAGGUCAAAUACUCGGAUAUAUGCAACCUUACACUUGUUAGUGAUAACAAAGAAAUUGUUUGAAAUUCACCCAUAUCUAUAAAUAUCAUUUGCAACUU
Messenger RNA from Amaranthus tricolor (Joseph's coat), 3136 nucleotides. RefSeq lists its product as uncharacterized. Gene Ontology annotation, molecular function: zinc ion binding. NCBI's taxonomy places the organism in Eukaryota, Viridiplantae, Streptophyta, Magnoliopsida, Caryophyllales, Amaranthaceae. The transcript has 2 exons. Bases 307 to 915 code for a protein of 202 amino acids. The record is from RefSeq and is a predicted model, not a curated record.